Molecule: messenger RNA, 1074 nt
Organism: Colletotrichum scovillei
Lineage: Eukaryota; Fungi; Ascomycota; Sordariomycetes; Glomerellales; Glomerellaceae
Product: NUDIX domain-containing protein
Exons: 2
Coding region: 1-1074 (357 amino acids)
Source: RefSeq, a predicted model, not a curated record
AUGGACGAAUCCAAAAACGAGACCGGCAAAGUGGGAGGUGUAUACACCUACUUCCAAUCCCUCACCAACCUCAUCCCCCGACGGGCGAAAAGCUUGAUCUGCGGCUGCGUAGACGACAUCAUCCUCCACAGCAUCACCUCCAUCUUCAUCAAACCCUUCAUGAGCUACGUCUUCCUCACCACGGUAGUCUUGGUCUCGAUUGCGGGGAUCGCGCACCAUCCCUUGCUCUUUGCCUUCUUCUCAAUCCUCACCUACGCGAACCAGCAUAUCGUGGAUAUGGUGAUCACCGGGUUGGUAAAGUCGGCGUCUGCGAUUUGGGUCGAUGCCGCGGUGCUGUGGUUUAUUAUGUCGGUUCACUUCUUUCGCGAGAGGAGACGACGGCUUCCGAGGAGGGAGUGGAUUGCUAGGUGGGACGUCAUCACUUUGGGGAUCAAUGCGGUUGUAUACCUUGCCCCGUGGGCGCCUCAACAGGACUUCGUGUAUGUCUCGGCCUCGACGACCGCUCCCGAGGAUGACGGGUUUCGACUGACGUGGGGAUACUACGCUUCCCUACUGCUAGUUCUCGGCCAAAUAGAGGGCGCGUUUGCGGAGAACAUUUGGCAAACGAGGCUCGAUGCCCAGAGGACACCCAAGGACAGGAAGUAUGAGUGCCUGAGGAGAGUGUGGUAUGGUUUCCGCUUCUGGGGUUGGGUUGUGUCGAAUCGGGCGAUGAUCUAUCUGUGUAAUAUGGCUGCUUGGGAUGCGGUGGUGGAGUUGGUGGUUUGGGAGUAUGUACCUGUGGCGUACGGAGGGUUGGCGUACUUUGGGAUGAUUGUUGGGAUGUUGACGUUUGUUGUGCUGUGGGCGUUGGAUCGGUGGAAGGCGAUGUGGGGGGUCAGGGUGGGUUCGAAGGGUCGUGGGAGAGAUAAGGGCGACGAUGAGGAGGACGAUGAUGAGGAUGAUGAGAGCGACGACGAUGAGAGCGACAGCGAAGGGGACGAUAGCGAUGGGGACGAGCGCGAAGAGGACUAUAACGAAGAGGACGUUGACGUUGAGGAUCAUGAGGCGCAUGAUUUCUCAGAUGGUGAGGAAUGA